UCCGAGAUGUCGAAACACCAGCUCCUAGGUGUCUCCUGAGUAUCAUGCAUAUCCCCGCGUCUCUGAGUACAUGCCCUAUUUUCAGAUCUUUGGGUCAUUUUAAUACUCAAUGAUUUUUGAUCAGCAUACGGUCACGACCGGAAGCUGCUUCAGCGAUGACUGGCCUAUCCCGUCAUGCUGCAGUGACUCCACCAUUUCGGUCUCCGAGCAAGAGGGCGCCUUCAAGAUCAAGCCGACCGUCGCAUGCAUGCCUCGGCAAUCAGACAUGCACACUUCGAAUGCGGGGGCGUUUGUAUUGGUACAAGGAGUGGUAGUUGGUGUAGACCACCACGUUCUCCCUAAGAGUGUCGCCCCUUACCUCCGCAUCACCAGGCAGGGAUUUGUACCUCUUCAAAUACUCCCACCGGACGUAACUGUUGAUCAUAAGUUCCUCGAUAAACUCGUUGACGUGUCUAAAUCAUGUGGGCUCACUAUCAAGGAAGCAUCACCCCUCAGCUGUCCACGGCUAGUAUAUCCCAAGCUUGGUAAUCGAGGCCGCGCGCAACUCCGGGGAAUGAUAGCCGCUGCUGCGAGGGGAUACUCUCAAGAGUGGAAGCUGUCAAGAGGGAUCGGAGGUUUGAAGACGGCCAGGGUCAAGGAUCUCAUACGCAUGGCUGAUGUACUCGGUCUGAGUGAGUAUAUAGACGCGAUUGCAUUAUCGUAGCGUCAUGUAUCAUAGUUCUACUAGAACUAAUAGUAGAUAGGUCGGAGAAACGUAGACUCUGUGAAGAUAUUAUAUUUGGUGUCUUGGGUGAUACUACUACUAGUACUUUCAAUUUUUGCGUUGUCGUCGAGUGUGUACUAAUCUGGCCCCUACUUCUGUAGCGCCACAUUCGUCACCAGCGACUUCGUCCAUAAUUGCCUAUUAUUCAUCGUCGUUUAUUAUUGCCAAUUAUUUAUUUGCUUGGUAGAAGCUGUGAAGUAUUUUCAGC
Molecule: messenger RNA, 971 nt
Organism: Perkinsus marinus ATCC 50983
Lineage: Eukaryota; Perkinsozoa; Perkinsida; Perkinsidae
Exons: 1
Coding region: 110-703 (197 amino acids)
Source: RefSeq, a predicted model, not a curated record